This is a messenger RNA of Paracoccidioides brasiliensis Pb18, 330 nucleotides long. RefSeq lists its product as uncharacterized. The record is from RefSeq and is a predicted model, not a curated record. The coding region runs from base 1 to 330 and encodes 109 amino acids. Gene Ontology annotation, biological process: mitochondrial proton-transporting ATP synthase complex assembly. Gene Ontology annotation, cellular component: mitochondrial matrix. The transcript has a single exon.
AUGGCAUCUCAACUUCCCAUCCAAGCCCGCUCCAUCUACCGGUCCAUCCUCCGCGAAUUCCCCCAACGACCCCUCUCAUCUCCAUCACCGCUAAAAACCCGAAUACGCUCCCGGGUCGCCUUGGAACCCUCGCAAAAUGGUAGCAAAAGCCAAAUCGCACAAGCGCAGCUCGACGAGGCGGAGCAGUUUAUUCAGUAUCUAAGAGCGCAGAGGACAUAUGUCACGUUGCUGGAACGGUAUAACCCGGGCGCGGAUAUGAGUGAGGAGGAGCGCGUUAGGUUGACAGCUAGGAAGGUGGGCAUGGAGUUACCCAUUGAGAGGAUGGAGUAG